This is a messenger RNA of Chara braunii, 3555 nucleotides long. NCBI's taxonomy places the organism in Eukaryota, Viridiplantae, Streptophyta, Charophyceae, Charales, Characeae. The record is from the annotation of a GenBank genome assembly.
CGACAUCAUGGUCAAGACUUGAAGAGCUCGACCCAUUGACGUUCGCGGACUUCCAAUGGAUGCCCGUUCCCUCGACCGGACGAUUGCUGAAACCGCAUUGCAACGUACUCAUGGCACAACUGCGAGAUUACUUGCACACUGCAGUACCGACUCCGUUGAUGGACGCCGGAGUAGAGGUUGUCGACCUUCACGCCUACAUUGCGAAGAUCGGCCGCGAGUUCAAGACGCAACGGUACAACGACAUCGACGCACCAUUGUUAUAUGUACGCAUUCAGAUCGGAGAGGCGACCUGCAGUGCUUUGAUCGAUUGCGGAGCAUCUCGCAACUACAUCAGCCAGGACUUCAUGGUACGCGUCAGCCUUGGCCCACGUGUCCGAAGGAAGCCCCAACCCACGCAAGUGAGGCGGUAUCCUUUGACAUUCUGGACACCAAAUUUGACAUGAUCUUGGGCACGUCAUGGCUGCGAAGCGAGGAUCACCCGGUGAACUUCUAUAACCGCACCGUUCACAUUCGUGAUCGGAACGGAAUACUAGUCCCAUGCACGGUGCCUCUUCCUCAUCCUUCGAUCAGCUGCCACAUGGUAUCCGCCGCAAGCAUGCAAGCUUCCAUCAUCAGAGACGACAUCGAGGAGAUGGGGGUGUGUUUUCUCCACGCCCUCUCGCCCCAUGACGCUUCACCGACGGACUCAUCUUCGGAUCCACGCAUCACCGAACUUCUCGACGCCUACAGUGACGUGUUCGAAGGCCCGCACGGAGUAGUACCGGAUCGGCCCAUCCGCCACGAGAUCAUCCUCGAGGACGGGGCCGUACCUCCGCGCGGUUGCAUCUACCGAAUGAGUGAGGAAGAGUUAAGUGUGUUUCGGGCACAACUCGACGACCUUCUGGAGAAAGGCUGGAUUCGGCCUAGCUCAUUGCCAUACGGUGCUCCUGUUCUCUUCGUCUGGAAGAAGAACGAGGAUUUGCGGUUGUGCAUCGAUUAUCGCAAGCUCAACGCGCAGACGAUCAGAAAUGCCGGCCCUCUCCCAUGCAUCGACGAUCUUCCCAAGCGAAUGGGCGGCGCCAAGUUCUUCUCCAAGCUGGACCUCAAGUCGGGAUAUCACCAACUCGAGAUUCGGAAGGAGGAUCGCUACAAGACCGCGUUUAAGACGCGAUAUGGGCAUUUCGAAUGGCUGSUYAUGCCRUUUGGCCUUACGAAUGCCCCGACCACUUUCCAAGCGGCUAUGACAACGGAGUUCCGACACAUGCUGGAUCGAUACGUACUUAUCUACCUCGACGACAUUCUGGUGUACAGCUGGAGUUUGGAGGAGCAUGUGGAACACCUGCGCACCGUUCUAGAGCGGCUACGACAAGCCAAGUACAAAGCCAACCGCGACAAGUGCGAAUUCGCGCGGCAGGAGCUGGAGUACUUGGGACAUUAUGUGACGCCGCAAGGCAUCCGUCCGCUUGCGGACAAGAUCGAGGCCCUACGAGUAUGGCCCGAGCCCACCAACACCACGGACGUUCGUUCAUUCAUGGGAUUGGCGGGCUACUAUCAGCCAUUCAUCACCAGAUACUCGAGGAUUGCUGCACCUAUGACGAGAUUACAAUUGCCAAAGGUGCCAUUCGUAUUCGAUGACGACACACGCCGGUCAUUCCAAGCACUUAAGAUGGCUAUGCUCAUGGCACCCGUCCUUAGCAUUUAUGACCCCACCCUGCGGACGAGAGUAACUAUGGACGCUCCUGGCUAUGGCAUUGGGGCAGUCUUGGAACAGCACGAGGGCGACAACUUGCACCCUGUGGAGUAUUUCAGCCACAAAGUGCCUCCCAUCAACUCGCUUGAUGAUGCAAGGAAGAAGGAGCUGCUCGCAUUUGUCAUGGCUCUCAAGCGUUGGCGGCACUUUCUCCUGGGGCGUCGGAGGUUCACAUGGGUUACGGACAACAAUCCAUUGACCUAUUACAAGACGCAGGAUACGGUGAGCAGCACGAUCGGACAAUGGAUGUACUUCAUCGACCAAUUUGACUUCACACGGAAACAUCUUCCCGGCCUCUCAAAUCGUGCAGCAGAUGCACUCUCGCGAAGACCUGAUCUUUGCGCUAUGACACAUCAUGCCUUCGCAUUCGACGAGGAGCUUCAGCGACACUUCAUCAAGGGCUACAAGUCCGAUCCAGAUUUCGCCACGCUAUAUGCGCAGCUAUCUUCGGAUCACCCACCGACCAGCCACUAUCGCAUCGCCGAUGGGUAUUUGCUCCUGCACUCGCGGGGCAAGGACUUACUAUGUGUCCCACGCGACCGCCGUCUUCGGACUCGCCUACUCGGCGAGUAUCAUGAUUCUCGACUCGCCGGCCAUUUCGGAGUCAACCGCACUAUUGCACGACUUCGACAACGAUUCCGAUGGCCAGACCUCAUCACCGACAUCACGAGGUAUUGCGACUCUUGCGAAGUUUGCCGACGAAGCAAACCCCACAACCGCAACCCCUACGGCGAGCUGCGCCCGAUGUCGAUCCCGCAGGAGCCUGGUCUCUCCAUUGCCAUGGAUGUCACCGGACCAUUCCCCCGCGAUCGCCUCGGACACGAUGGCAUCCUCACGGUUGUGGACCGUUUGAGUAAGUAUGCGCGUUUUCUCCCUUGCAAGUACUACUCCACGGCUCCCGAGCUGGCACGCCUCCUGCACACCGGCUGGAUUUGCGGCCAUGGUGUACCGGAAGACAUAGUCAGCGACCGCGACACUCGCUUCAUGUCGGCAUUUUGGACUGCACUCAUGCAGGAGUCCGGCACGAAGAUGAAGCCAAGUUCGGCUUGGCAUCCACAGACAGACGGGCAGACGGAGCGGGCACAUCAAACCGCUCAAAUGAUGCUKCGUASGCUCAUCCGUCCGGACCAGAAAGAAUGGGUUGACCGCCUCCCCGACAUCGAGUUCGCCUACAACACUUCGGUGCACCGGGCGAUCGACGUGACUCCAUUCGAGUUGCACCACGGUGGACGAAAAGGCCGUAUCUUCGCCGACCUUCUCCUCCCACGACCAGCCGACAUCGAUUCCGCUUGCUCUCCCGCUUUCGUCCACAAGUACAGGGAAUUGCUGGCUCAAGCCCGCGCGAAUAUGCAAAAGGCUCAAGUCCGCAUGCAGAAGCAAGCCAACAGGCAUCGCGUGCCAUGUCCCAUCCGCGCCGGUGACCUGGUUUGGGUUUCCACGGAAGAGUUUGCACUGGAACAGGAGGUUUCACGCAAACUGCUUCCCAAGUGGUUUGGACCAUGGCCUGUAACAUCAGCCGCGGGCGAUGAGCCCGAUGGCCCUUCAUUUGUGAUCAACAUCCCCCCGGAUCUGACGGUCCAUCCAGUCUUUCACGCCUCAAAGCUGGCAACAUACACGCCAGCUAAGAGCGACGACUUUCCUGGCCGAAGAUCGCAGGACCCUCCUUCUAUGGAUGGUCAUCAGGAAGUUGACCACGUCAUCACCGAUCGCAAGUACGGCAGCAAGCCGCGAUAGUACAAAGUGACAUUCAAAGCCUGCGAUCGCGACGACACUCGGUGGAUUUCAGGAGCAGAUUUGAAACUCUGAUCUACGCGCAUUAUGAGAAG